This is a messenger RNA of Caenorhabditis bovis, 1092 nucleotides long. The record is from the annotation of a GenBank genome assembly. NCBI's taxonomy places the organism in Eukaryota, Metazoa, Nematoda, Chromadorea, Rhabditida, Rhabditidae.
AUGCGCUUCAUUUUGCCGAUUGUGGCCCUGCUUUGCACUAGAGUCCGCGGCUCAUUCGACCCAUGUUUGUCGAUCAAGGGAAUCGGUUCGAGUAGCUACAAUUUGUUCACCUCGCCGAAUUUUCCCGAAAAAUACCCUCCAAACAUCGACUGUGUUCGCGUUGUACAGUCACGACCUCAGCAUGAUGUCAUAGUCAAAUUUCAUCACAUUUUCCAUAUCGAAUCGACAUACGACAAAGUUGAAGCCGGCGAAGAUUGCCCCAAUGAUUUUAUAGAGUUUCGUGAUGGCCGCUACGGGUUUUCGCCACUCAUCGCUCGCUUCUGCGGCAGCCGAAUUCCAAAACGGGAAAUUCGAGCUGUUUCGGGAUUCCUUUGGAUUCGCUUCCGUUCAGACGCGAUGCUUGAAUAUCAAGGAUUCUCCGCUGAGUUUGCGAUUGUGCCGAGCAAAAAUUCGCGAUACAAUAACCAUGAAUGCCUUUUGGAGUAUUUGAACGGUCUUGACGGUUUUAUUCGCACACAGGAUCUCAUUCAGACGCUUCCAAUAAAUGCUUCUGGAACCCUUGAUUGUGUCUGGCGGCUCGCAGUUCCAGCAAAUUUCCGCAUAGCUUUUUAUAUUAAAGAUUUUAACUUGAAAUCUCCAAAUCAAUGCGUUCAAAAUUUCAUUGAAGUGUAUUCUGGAGACACGUCGAAUAAACCGCUUCGAAGAUUUUGCGGUUUGACUGCCACCGACGUAUUCGCCCCAGCAAACGAAAUGUUCAUUCGCUUUUACCUUUCGGACGUGCGAAAUCUCAACGAAACAAACUUUUCAGCGCUUUUCUCCUCAUACACAAAAAUGAAAAAUUGCUCUCAAGAAGGAUUGUUCGCAUGCGGUGACGAAAAUUGCGUACCAUCGUCGUUGGCGUGCAAUGGGCGCGUAAAUUGUCCAUAUGGUCGAGAUGAAAGGGUCUGCAUAGCAGGCCAAGACACGCUGAUACAUUUCAUUACAAGUGGAUUUGCACCGCUCAUUCUCCUAAUCCUCAUCGUGUUUGUCGCGGUGGCCCUUAUUUGCUUCUACACAAUUCGUCGCAAUAAUUGCGGUAAAAAGAUUAUCUGA